AUGGAGAGCCUCGUCCUCGCCUCCUCCUGCUCCGCCUCCCCCCUCCUCGCCGCCGCCCGCCGACCCUCGCGGCCCCUCCCCGCCGCCGCCGCCGCGCCGCUCUCUUCCGCCGCCGGGCGGAGGGGACCCGCCAGGAGGCCCAGGCUCGUCGUCUCCGCCGCGUCUCGCGGAUCUAGGAAUGUUUUCGAUGCACUGAACACAAAGGGCUUCGCGAGCGUGUCGUCUUCAACCAGCAGCCAGAACACAUCAACAGGAACUGGCACCCUGCCUCCCAUGCCGCCCCCGUCAUCAUAUAUCGGUUCACCAGUCUUCUGGAUCGGAAUUGGUGUGGCGUUAUCCGCGGCGUUUUCCAUGGUCUCUUCGAUGGUAAAGAAAUAUGCAAUGGAACAAGUAUUCAAAUCGAUGAUGACACAGGCACAACCAAACACCUUUGGCUCAGCAAACUCGCCAUUCCCAUUUUCCAUGCCACAGCAGGCAGGCCCCACAGCACCAAUCAGUUAUCCAUACUCUGGACCAAGAAAAAGUACGCCUACAAAAGGUGCAACUGUUGAUGUUUCAGCUACUGAUGUGGCGGCGACUGGAACUUUGGAAGCGUCCGAUGUGGCCGAAACAUCAAAACCGUCAAAGAAAUUUGCCUUCGUUGAUGUUUCUCCGGAAGAAUUGCUGCAAAAGGAGCUUCAAUCUUCAUUGGAGACAGUUGAUGUAAAAAGUGAUAGCGCUAAAAGUGAAAUUAAGGAGGAUACGGAGCAACAAGUUUUUACAAAUGGAGCUGCUUUUAAGCCUAAUGAAGAUUCCUCUACUGGGCCAACUGAAUCCAGUAAGCCAGGGCCUAUGCUAUCUGUGGACACGAUUGAGAAAAUGAUGGAAGAUCCAGCUCUGCAGAAGAUGGUUUACCCCUACUUGCCCGAGGAGAUGAGGAACCCGGAUUCAUUCAAGUGGAUGCUUCAGAACCCGGUGUACCGCCAGCAAUUGGAGGAAAUGAUGAGCAACAUGGGUGCAUCUCCUGAUCAAUGGGAUAACCGCAUGGUUGAUCACUUGAAGAACUUCGACCUUAGCAGUCCUGAAGUAAGGCAGCAGUUUGCGCAAGUUGGCAUGACUCCGGAGGAAGUAGUGUCGAAAAUAAUGGCGAACCCAGAAGUUGCUGUUGCAUUUCAGAAUCCAAAAAUUCAAACGGCCAUCAUGGAUUGCUCGCAGAACCCUCUGAAUAUUGUAAAAUACCAAAAUGACCAAGAGGUCAUGGAUGUUUUUAUGAAGAUAUCACAAAUCUUCCCCCAAAUUAAUGGCUAGUCGAUGUACAUCAUGGAAUCGAAGUUUUUGGCCUGCCUUGGCCUGCCUCCAGUCUUAAGUGCCUGCAGUAGCAUCUGUUAACUGGCUGAGGAACAUAAUGAAACUUCAUGUGUUCAGUCAUUACGUGCAAAGAUGUACCCUUCCCGUCAAAGGUUUUUGAGUUGCCAAUGUACAUCCUAUGAUUCUAGUGUCUCGGUUUGGUUGCCAACCGUUCGUAGAGCCGGAGUAGUGACGUAGCCAAGUUUGAGAUAUAUAUCAUCACUGCUACGUGAAAUAGUGUAGUAAGUGCUUUGACAUUAUAUGGUUUGCUGUAGGGUGUGAAGGUGCGGUUGUAGUUGAUAUCACCUCAAUUUUGAUACAUUGUGUUACCAUGACAAUGCAUGAACAUGUUGCUAUGUUGUCUGGCAGUAUUUUUUGUGGAAUGUAGCCUGAGUUUCAUGACC
Molecule: messenger RNA, 1730 nt
Organism: Lolium rigidum
Lineage: Eukaryota; Viridiplantae; Streptophyta; Magnoliopsida; Poales; Poaceae
Product: protein TIC 40, chloroplastic-like
Exons: 14
Coding region: 1-1287 (428 amino acids)
Biological process (GO): protein import into chloroplast stroma; chloroplast organization
Cellular component (GO): chloroplast inner membrane; chloroplast thylakoid membrane
Source: RefSeq, a predicted model, not a curated record